This is a messenger RNA of Salarias fasciatus (jewelled blenny), 1005 nucleotides long. It is a transcript of the gene cntd1, whose product is annotated as cyclin N-terminal domain containing 1. The transcript is spliced from 9 exons. The record is from RefSeq and is a predicted model, not a curated record. The coding region runs from base 1 to 1005 and encodes 334 amino acids. NCBI's taxonomy places the organism in Eukaryota, Metazoa, Chordata, Actinopteri, Blenniiformes, Blenniidae. Gene Ontology annotation, cellular component: site of double-strand break. Gene Ontology annotation, biological process: reciprocal meiotic recombination.
AUGUUUGGUUUUGCGGAUUCCGACCUGCUCAACGACCUUUUAAUCAACCUCAAUACCGGAAACAAGCUAAACCUCGACAGUUUGUCUGAAUAUAGUGGAAAAUUCAAACAAAAAAGACUCACAGAGUAUGUCUUCCUGAUAACUAAGGAGCUCAGACUUGAUCCACUGGCUGGAUAUCACGCCAUUGAACUGCUUCAGCGGUUCAUGGUCAAACAGCUCGCAGACUUGCUCACCGCGUCCACUCCUCCAGGUGCUGCUGCCGAUCAUCCGAAAAGUCAAGAAGACGCAAUUUAUGACAAUCUCAAGGAAAGACUUCCCCUCAUCGUCUUCUCCUGCGUGCAGCUCGCAAGCAAGAUGUCGAUCCACAGUCGCAUGAUUGACAGCGACACUGCUGUGCGCUUCCUGCGCUCAGUUGGCCACAGCGUCUCCAAGCAGGCGCUCCUGGAGUCAGAGCUGAUGGUCUUGAAAGGGCUGGAAUUCAGGCUGAACGUCCCAAAUCCACUGACAUACACAGAAAUACUCCUGGAAGUGCUCGGACACAAUGAGCCGUCCGUCCCCGUGGAGCGCCUGCACCACCUGUGCCACCACGUCCUCCAGUUCGUCACGUUGGAGAGGACGGCCGUCUACGACAGCUUGCUGAAGGCCACCGUUCAGUGUGUCAGCCCGUCCAGGGAGCAGAGAGAGAAGUUCAUGACAGUGACAGAGGACUGCAUGCUGCUGGGCGUCACCGUCAUCGCCGUGGCUGUGUUCAUCCUCCAUGUCAGAAGGUGGCAGCAGGUGGUCGGAGAGCUGAGCCACAUCACGGGAAUCUCCCAGAAGAGCAUCAGGGACUUUGCUCAUGUGACUCUGCAGCACAUUACUGGAUCCAGCAUCAGCGCCGUCAUGCUGCCGUCCAGAGGAGCCGCGUCCGAGACUAUCGACCAGGAGUCGAAAAGCCCCCGCCGACUCCGUCAGGUGGCUGCGGUGUCGUGUGAGGUGAGCCUCUCUGCUUCGGGGAAGGAGUGA